UUAUCAUCUCUACUGUGACUGCAAUGGAGUAAAUACUAGAUCCUUAAAGUUUAUAUUAUUAUGACUAGAAAUUUUACAGCUUCGUUUAUUACACAGUGUAUUCCAUAAAAUAGGGAAUGUAAAAACAAAUUAAAUUGUUAUGCCUAUCACUGGAAACGUGAUUGGUUUCCUGCUCGUGCUAGUCCAUUAUACGGGAAUACUUUGUUCGGUGCGUGUGGACAGCAAAUUAUUCAUUUUAAGAUAACCGCAGUGUCAAAAUAUCGACAAAAUCGCGACAAGCAUACGUACUUAUGUAUUUGCAUAUCUACGUAUGUAAAUAUGUGGCGUCACGGUCAUUGUGAUAAAUGUCACCGAUUAGUAAAAGAAAUUAUCACCACGUGGUUAGGUUUAUGUUAGAUUGCAUUUUACCAGAUUUUUAGCAGUAUAGCUACCUCUGUAAAUACAUGCACAUGCACAACAUGGGGUGGCAAACAUUACGGAUAUUUUGCAGUGUCUUUUUCAUGCACCUGCAUAAAUUUGAGAUCUCUGUUUUUAAAAAUUCAUAUUUCUUCAUGCUGUCCAUCCUUUGCUUCCUCAUUGGGCUCAAAGGGACACAGAUCAAUGUCCAGUCGACAAUUGGGGAAAAUAUGGAAACAAAAAUUACCAACAAAGGCUGGAUCAAUUUCCUCAUUUCUUUCACCUCUGCAGUCACGACUACAUCUAUUUUGGUGCUUUGGAUCUACCUCAACCGCAAGUUGAGAGAAUUGAAGUACGACGAGGAGCACAAUCAUCACGGCCACCUCCGCCAGAGUCAUUUCCCCUUCGCCAAAACCCUGCCAAUUCUAGGCUUCCUUUCUUUAUCGUUAUUGUUAAUCCUGUCAACCAUUCAGUUCACCUAUGAAGCCUGGUUUGUACCAUUUUUUGCUGGAAAACCAAAUUAUAUUGCGGGCGUCACAGCUCUAUCAUUUUCGACUUUGUAUUUGCUCUCUUAUUUUAUUGUUUUGUUAAGUUUUUAUUUGUCCAUGAAGUGCUGUAAGGGUCCAGCUUUUGAGCACGAUUACGCCGGUUAUGGCGCCGCACAUGGGUUGGAUGAACGAGGCGAGAAGCUUCGAAGAUUAGGAAGAUAUCUCCAAGUCUAUUAUAUAAUUAAGCACUGACCGCCAGGAAUUGAUGUGGAGGGAGGAAGCGUUAUUCAUCUACACUUGUUUUCAUGUGUUUCUACUAAAAUAUCCUUAAUUAAAUAUUAAUCAAAUGAUGAAUUAAUUAAAUAGUCAUUUAUUACUUCAAUAUUCAUAUAAAAAAGUUAAAAAUUGCAAAAAAUAUUGCAACUUGAUGAGCUAGAGGAAGCGUUAUAAAUUUCCUAUUGUUUUCAUAUAUAUGUUGUAUGUGUCUGUUAAAAAUUGUCACUAAUUAAAUAAUUAAUUAACUAAAUUGUCAUUCCUUCAUUCAUUCAUUCAGUAU
Folsomia candida is the source of this 1440-nucleotide messenger RNA. RefSeq lists its product as uncharacterized. The coding region runs from base 444 to 1136 and encodes 230 amino acids. The record is from RefSeq and is a predicted model, not a curated record. The transcript has 4 exons. Lineage: Eukaryota; Metazoa; Arthropoda; Collembola; Entomobryomorpha; Isotomidae.